AUGGCCUCAGUGUUUGCCAUUAAUGAGAUCAUGGGAAAUCCAAAACUCUUGCCCAAUGUCACUCUUGGGUUUCACAUCUACGACAGCUGCUCCAAUUCAAGGAUAACCUACCGUACUACUCUGGACAUGGUCUGCAAAUCACAUAGUUUUUUCCCUAACUAUCAAUGUGGCAUCCCCAAAAAUCUAAUAGGAGUCAUUGGAGGACUUGAAUCUGACACCUCCACACGAAUGGCAGACAUCUUAGGUCUUUACAAGAUCCCGCAGUUUUCUUACGGCUCCUUUGAACCAGCUGCGAAUGAUCAAAGCAAUUGCCCAGCUUUUUACCGCAUGGUCCCCAAUGAAAUCCUACAGUAUGAGGGAUUUGUCCAGUUACUUGUGCAUUUUGGAUGGACCUGGGUAGGGCUCAUGACAAUGGACACUGAAGCUGGAGAGCAUUUCUCAAAGGUCUUUGAGACCAUGCUUUCUCAGAGUGGAAUCUGUUUAGCAUUCCAGGAAACUUUUCCAAAAAAUGUGCAUUUCAUCGGCAUGGAGGAAAUUGUGACUCUCUUUCUCAACAUUGUCCCAGAUUUCAUGAGGAGCACAGCCAACGUAAUUGUUUUAUAUGGAGAAACUGCAUCCAUUGCAUGGGUGACAGGUAUUAUAUUUGUAAAAACACUAUUUCCUAUAACAGCUGCUGAUUAUGAGUUAAGUUCUAUAGCGAGAGUGUGGAUUAUGACAGCUCAAAUGGAUGUCACAUUGCAUAUAGUUCAAAGGGAUUUUAAAAUGCAAACGCUCCAUGGUGCCAUCUCCUUCGCAAUUCACUCAAAGAAGGUUCAAGGCUUCCAAGAAUUUCUUCAGACUAUCAACCCUCUGAAGGCAAAGGGAGAUGGUUUUAUUAAGGAUACCUGGGAGAAUGCAUUUAGCUGUUCUGUUUCGACAGACUAUGUUGAUGAUCUCUGCACUGGGGAGGAGAGAUUAGACAGCCUUCCUGCAACUUAUUUUGACAUGAGCAUGACUGGCCACAGCUACAGUAUCUAUAAUGCGGUCUAUGCUCUGGCACAUGCCUUACAUAUUACAUACUCAUCAAGAUUCAGUAGAAGAGCAAAGGAGGAUGGGAGACGAUUGGCCCCUCAUAGUGUGGAACCUUGGCAGAUUUUCUCUUUAAUUCAGAGGAUCUCUUUCAACAACAGUAUUGGUGAUGAAUUUAAGUUCAAUGAACAUGGAGAGUUAGUAGCUGGAUUUGAUAUUACAAACUUGAUCACAUUCCCAAAUAAUUCCUAUGUCGGGGUCAAAGUGGGAAGGUUGGAGCCGCAGGUACGUCCCUUCUCCCAGUGUAAUGAAAAAUGUCCUCCUGGUACCAGCAAGAAAAAGAAAGAGGGGGAGAAAUUUUGUUGCUAUGAUUGCACUUCAUGUCCGGAAGGGAAGAUUUCAGACCAGCAGGACAUGGAUUAUUGCAUCAGCUGCUCAGAAGAUCAGUACCCAAAUAAGGGAAAGGAUCACUGCCUCCCCAAAGUCCAGACCUUCCUCUCUUUUGAAGAACAUUUGGGUAUUUCUUUAGCAACACUGGCUCUAUACUUUUCCCUGGUCACAGCUCUGGUACUUGCAGUCUUCAUUAAGCACAGGGACACUCCCAUUGUCAAAGCCAACAACCGAAGCCUUACCUAUAUUCUCCUGAUCGCUCUCCUUCUUUGCUUUCUCUGCUCUUUGCUCUUCAUUGGGCAACCCAAUAAGGUGACCUGCCUGCUCCGACAAACAGCAUUUGGCAUCAUCUUCUCCAUUGCUAUUUCUUCAGUUUUGGCCAAAACCAUUACAGUGGUUGUAGUUUUCAUGGCCUCCAAACCAGGAAGCAUUUUCCGGAAAUGGGUGGGGAAAAGGUUGGCAUAUUCUCUUGUCUUUUCCUGUUCUCUUACUCAGCUAGGCAUUUGUGCUGUUUGGUUGGCCACAUCUCCCCCAUUUCCAGGUCAGGACAUGCACUCAGUGUCUGGAGAAAUCAUUGUGGAAUGUAAUGAAGGGUCAGUCUCCAUGUUCUACUGUGUCUUGGGCUACAUGGGCUUUUUGGCAACCAUCAGUUUCAGUGUAGCUUUCCUAGCCAGAAAGUUGCCAGACAGUUUCAAUGAAGCCAAGUUCAUCACUUUCAGCAUGCUGGUCUUUUGCAGUGUUUGGCUGUCCUUUGUUCCAACCUACCUGAGCACCAAGGGAAAAUACAUGGUAGCUGUGGAAAUCUUCUCCAUCUUGGCCUCCAGUGUUGGGUUGCUAGGCUGCAUCUUUUCUCCAAAAUGCUACAUUAUUAUUUUGAGGCCUGAGUUGAACAACAGGGAACAGCUAAAACGAAGAAAUAAUUGA
This is a messenger RNA of Podarcis raffonei (Aeolian wall lizard), 2322 nucleotides long. RefSeq names its product vomeronasal type-2 receptor 26-like. The transcript is spliced from 5 exons. Gene Ontology annotation, cellular component: membrane. Bases 1 to 2322 code for a protein of 773 amino acids. The record is from RefSeq and is a predicted model, not a curated record. NCBI's taxonomy places the organism in Eukaryota, Metazoa, Chordata, Lepidosauria, Squamata, Lacertidae. Gene Ontology annotation, molecular function: G protein-coupled receptor activity. Gene Ontology annotation, biological process: G protein-coupled receptor signaling pathway.